UUUAAAGCAGCUUGUUCAUCUUGCAAAAAAAUUUUUUAAAUAAAAAAACAAACAUGAACAUUUCAAUGAUCUUAAGAGCUUGCCUUUUUCGGGUAUUUAUUAUUGGCAUAUUAAUUUCUGUUAUUGUCUGUGAGGCAAAUAAUUCUCCACCAGCUCACAGUAGUAGUAUUAGUAGCAGUAGCAGUAGUAGUAGCAGCAGCAUUUAUUUUGAUAGACAAAGUGUAACAAAGACUACAAUAAGCACAUCAUCUACCUCAAAUAUAUCUGGUCAUGGAAGCAUUGCCAGUGGUAUAGCUAGCGGUCACACCAAAGGUUCCAGUGAUGGUCAUAGCUACGAGCUUGAUAGCAGCAGCAAAAGCAACAGUGGUCACUGAUACCUAUUCUUUUUUUUUAUUCCAUCACAAUAGUGAAACC
Molecule: messenger RNA, 414 nt
Organism: Aphidius gifuensis
Lineage: Eukaryota; Metazoa; Arthropoda; Insecta; Hymenoptera; Braconidae
Exons: 2
Coding region: 54-374 (106 amino acids)
Source: RefSeq, a predicted model, not a curated record